This is a messenger RNA of Maudiozyma barnettii, 546 nucleotides long. RefSeq lists its product as uncharacterized. The transcript is spliced from 2 exons. Gene Ontology annotation, molecular function: flavin adenine dinucleotide binding; flavin-dependent sulfhydryl oxidase activity. The coding region runs from base 1 to 546 and encodes 181 amino acids. NCBI's taxonomy places the organism in Eukaryota, Fungi, Ascomycota, Saccharomycetes, Saccharomycetales, Saccharomycetaceae. The record is from RefSeq and is a predicted model, not a curated record. Gene Ontology annotation, cellular component: mitochondrion.
AUGGUAAAUCCAGGACAGAGAGUGGAGAUAGGACCUUCCGGAAGAAAGAUCAUAUAUGAUACUGAUGGGAAAAUAUGUCGAUCAUGCAAUGAAUUCAGUGAUUUCCAGUUUGUGACGGGGAAAGUAACAAAGGGUUCAGCAGCUGUUGCGACCACUAAACUUCUUUCUGUGAGUUCUGACGAUUUGAUUCCUGGCUCGAGAACUUAUACAAAAAUACCUCCUCCAGAUGUAAAUCAACUAGGUCGUUCAUCAUGGACAAUGCUUCAUGCGAUGGCUGCAAAAUAUCCAAAGGCUGCACCAACUGAUGCCCAGAAGGAGGAUAUGACUAAGUUUUUGAAAAUAUUUUCUCAUGUAUAUCCCUGCACUUGGUGUGCAAAGGAUUUCGAAAAGUAUAUUAGAGAAAAUGCUCCAAAAGUUGAUAAUAGGGAACAAUUAGGUAAAUGGAUGUGCGAGGCACAUAACCACGUUAAUAAGAAGUUAGGAAAGCCGAAGUUCAAUUGUAACUUCUGGGAGAAACGUUGGGUGACUGGAUGGGAAGAUGAGUAA